ACCUCCACCAUCAUCAACCCAGCCACUAAUAUUCACUCCUUCUCCGUCUGGACUCCAACCCCUCCUGAAACACCCACAUUUUUAACACAUUUCCACCCAGCAGCAACCAAAGCCACUGCCAGGAGUCCCCCCUACCCCUCUCCUUCCCACCCCCCACUUCCUCAACAUUUAUCCUCCUCCAACUGUGAGUCUGGACCCCCACCGCACCCCAUUAUCCUCUUUUUUGAGAUGGGGAAACCCAAGUUCAGCUGCCGACUUUUUAAGUUUCUCUUCAUUUUUGCUCUUCUCGCGCUCGCGGUGCUCGUGAUCAGCCUGAUCCGAGAUUCGCCGAAACUAAGCCUUGUGUCCACGCGUGAGCGUGCACUCGUUUCCCCAUACACCUACCGGUACGUACAUGAUCAGCCGUUACUAUGCAAGAACAGGAAACCAUUCCUGGUCUUUAUGGUUCCGGUGGCUCCACAGGAGACAGAAUCCCGAGCCGUCAUCAGGAGAACUUGGGCCAACGUUUCUGUUUCUGGAAGUUUGAAUACCCUCACUGUUUUCUUUAUGGGUGUCCCUGAAGAACCAGUGUCCAAGGCGUCCACUGUCCUGCUGGAGAACGAGAGCAGGACUCAUAUGGACAUUGUCCAGAUGAAUUUCAGGGACAGCUACCAGAACUUGACCAUCAAGACAGUGAUGAUGAUGCACUGGGUUGCAACCCACUGUCCUGAAGCCUCUUAUGUGAUGAAGGUGGAUGCAGACAUCUUUGUAAAUGUCUUUUACUUGGUAAGGUGGCUGAAGACCAGCUCACGCCAUGAGUUUAUCACUGGGUCAGUCAUCACUGAUGGAAGACCCAGGAGAGACCAUAACAGUAAAUGGUACGUGUCCCAGGAGCAAUAUCCAGAAGACACCUUCCCUGCCUACACCUCUGGAGCUGGAUACGUCUUGUCCACAGACCUGGCCUCCAGAAUCACCUGGGCCUGUCAGUUCGUCCCCUUGAUCUCUCUAGAGGACGUCUACAUUGGCUUAUGUCUGAGGGUUCUAGGGAUCCGGCCCAGCUACGGCAUCAGCCUGCCUACGCUUAGGAACCUGUUUGAGAUCCGAAAUCUGGAGUAUGACCGAUGCACUUUUUCCAGGCUUAUCCUUGUUAAUGGCUUUAACCCGUCCAGGCUGCUGGAAGUGUGGCAGGACUUUGUGGAAGGUCAAAGCAGAUGUUGAAUGUGAAGCUAACCAUGCUGAAAACUGGAGUCAGAGGAGAAAGUUUUGUUCCACUGCCACAGUCCAAGCAAAAGGUGAUCCAUGCUCUUCAGCUCAACAAACUCAUCAUGUCAACUGCAUGUUAACCAUUUAAGCUAGUAGCAAAUUUGUCACUGAACGUACUCUCCCCUGGUUUGUACUUUUUUAAACCACAUAAACUCAGUGUUUAAUGCUCUUAGGUGACUUACAAAAAGCCUUACAGUUUAGUUUAGAAGGGCAAGUGCUAUACAAAGACAAGUUCAUGGAUCAAAUUGAAUUUUUUUAGCCUUGAUAGUUCUUUAUUACAGUAAGAUUGCCCAUCCUUCAAGUUUCACCAAUUUUAUCUGACUCAGGAUUUUACCAAGUUCAUCGUAAUAAUCAGGUUUAGAUGUAGAUUUCAGGAUUUCUUCCAAGAUGCUUUAGUGAAAGAGCAUUUAAUAAUACUUUG
This is a messenger RNA of Cynoglossus semilaevis (tongue sole), 1663 nucleotides long. It is a transcript of the gene b3galt8, whose product is annotated as beta-1,3-galactosyltransferase 8. Gene Ontology annotation, molecular function: N-acetyl-beta-D-glucosaminide beta-(1,3)-galactosyltransferase activity. Gene Ontology annotation, biological process: protein O-linked glycosylation. NCBI's taxonomy places the organism in Eukaryota, Metazoa, Chordata, Actinopteri, Pleuronectiformes, Cynoglossidae. The transcript is spliced from 2 exons. The annotation marks the transcript as partial. Gene Ontology annotation, cellular component: Golgi membrane. The record is from RefSeq and is a predicted model, not a curated record.